AUGACAGAGGCCCAGAUGCCAUCGAUGCUUGAUUAUGCGAGGUUCCAUGGCAUUGCCCGCAAUCACCGGGCAAUAGACCCCCUUGCUUUUAUUUCCCCACCUCUGCCAUCGGGAUUGAGCGGAUCUCUGAAAGAUACAAAAGGAUGCCCGGUAUUAAGUUUAGAUCAGUUACGGGAGCCAGGUUACCAAAAGCAAAAGGAAAAGCUAAAUAUCAGCAAAGCAGGUGCUUUAUUUCUAAAAUCGGCCAUUAGACCAAGCUCUUCAGAUUUCAGGCGUUCUCUAGACUGGGAUAACCUCCUCCCCGAUCCUCGUCAGAUAGAAAAUAUCAAGCAAAAUCCUCCCCUCUUACGAACAGAUCAUGAAAAUGAUAUGCACCUCUUUCGCGACAUGCUGUCCCUGGACAGAAUGGAGGUGGAUCUGCCAUUGGAGAAAAUCGACGAUGAGCACGAUGAAGGGCUAAGAUUUCCAAGUUAUGUUCGUGAACUACCAAAUCAAAUCCAUGAUUAUAUCGCGAAUGAGAAACUCGAUUGUACACGAGAGGUAUUGCUUUUCAUGAAAGAGAUUAGAACUGGUGCUCCGGUUCGCGGCUCUGAUCACACCCAAAGCGAACCGAGGUUUAUCAAGGUCAAUAUCCAUUCCUAGCGGUCUUGACUCAGCUUCUAGUGACAUAAAGAAACAGAAAACAGAUUUAGAACCCGUUACGCCCCCUCUCCUGCCAAGAGAUUCCACACCUAAUCAUUUUAAUCCUUCGUCUGCGGGUAUGGAAAUGGAGCUACUUUCCAGGCCUAUAACGCCAGUGAUGCCCGAACACACACAAGUCGAGAGAGCACUCGCUAUAGAUGUGGAUGUAUUUGUUGGAGAAUCAUCGGGGUUGCAUCGCAGCAGCCAGAAUCCGCUAGAGAAUUUCCUUGAGGGUAAAAGUGACCAGGACGACUCACCUCGAGUAAAUCUACUUUGCCCAAGGAAGAGGAUGCUAGAUGAGUCCUUUAAGGUCGAGGGCCCCCUCACACCACCAUAUUCCAUAAAAAGGCGCCGUGCGGAGGAAGAAGGGAUGCACUUGACGGAAAUCGUCCAAAUGAUGCCAAUUCCAGAGAUCUGUCUUCCAAAUGAAGGCGAGAUUCUGGGAUUGGAUGACGUUCUUAAAACCUCCGCGCUUUGUAAAGAGAAUAUUGAACUGAAACUGGAUAAAGAACGAAUCCGUGGAAUCAACGCAGAUACUCGAAUCGAAACCCCAAAGAUAGUGAAUCUGCCCCCUCGCCCUCCUUGGUUAUUAAUGGAUCCAGCCUGUUGUCAGCAAGACAUGAUGACAAAACUGCAUAAAACCCAUGACAUGACCAGUCACAAUCAAUUAUCAGAAAGAGAUGAGUGGGAUCUUCAGUGGAACCCAUUUCCAAUGGGUAUUUCCCGGAUGGCUGUCGAAGAGACAAUUGAAGGUCACAUAGAGCUCUCCGAAUUUCUUGGCCCUCUUGAAGGUGAGGGGGAUGGCCGUUGUGAAUCCCCAAAAUGGCCUUUUCCGCACGGCACGUGGCUGGGGGAUGAUCUUGAUGACUAUAUUCUUGAACCAAGCAUUGCUAUUGAGAGGGAUGCGUUAUCAUUGCAUCCUAUUAGUGAUUUGGUGGUAAGCCGGAAUUCGGCUGGGUUGUCGGGCAAAAAGCAAAUCGCUUCUUCAUGUUUCAUCCAACACCGUCAUGUUACAGGAGAUGAAAAGCUUCACAGUCUUAUCGAUUCGAAAAGUUCUCUCCUUUCGUCCAAUUUUUCUACCACGACUCAACUAUCGAAUUUCAUUAAUCUUCGAGGGAAAACAAAACAAACUAAUGCAUCGUCAUCUCCAUAUUUUACCAAAGACGCCGCCAAUGUUCUUGAAGCUAGGGAAAACGAUAAACCAGAUACAAGUGUACUUGUUAGCCAUCUGACUUUGCCAGCACCUGAAAUUGCCGAACCGCCAUUUCCACUUAGUUUCGUCAUUUCAACCGCAUUGCUGCGCACGCAUAGAUCAGUGGUGCAAGUUCUCGAAUCUCUUCCUUCCCCUAAAACGCUGAUUUUUCGGGAUUACCAUGCAAUGGCUCUCCUAUCAGCGAAAUUAACGAAAGGAAAGCACGAAAACGCGACUUCAUUCAGUUCAGAAACGUCACUGCAGACUCUAAGGCCAGCAAACUGCUACGACGACGAUGCGGAUAUCAUCAUAUCCCCAACGACAGCCAUCCUCCUCACAAAAUCCCAAGAAACAACCCAACUGCAUCUUCCAGGCCACUCACCACUUCGUUCUGGACUUGGAAAUAUUCUCUCCUCCCCACUUCGGGAACGAAUCUUCCGUGUUUGCUCAAGGUAUGAGCGACUGUAUGUGUUGAUAGGCCAUGCAUUGAAUGUAGCACCAACGGGUGAAGAAGCCAUCGAUGCCAUUCGCGCCCUGGAAUCAUUUUGUUCUUCCCUUGCGCAGUCCUGCAAUGUAGUACCGCUUGUGGUACCUGCUGCGGUGGAACAUUUGACACAAUGGAUUAUAAAUCUCGCGAAGAAGCAUGCCAUGCCAGUACCCUGGAGCGGGGCGCGUCCAAGCUUGGAUGGGCCUGCUCAUGCAAAGAUUCCCUCGGAAGAUGCAACUGUAUGGGAAAUCUUCUUAUAUCAUGCCGGUCUAAACUUGUUCGCUGCACAAGCUGUGCUCACAUGGCCCGUCACUUCACUUGCUAAGUUUGAGGAGGAUGCUCCUCCCGCGGAUAUUGCAGCAUCGCCUUAUGCUACUCUAUCAAGAUUUGUCGGCCUGCCCCCGAAGGAAAGAAAACGCAUUUACGCACCUCUAAUUGGCGAAAGGAUUGCAUCCAAUAUCAGCAAUCAAUUAGACGGUGAAUGGUGACCAUUGGGGGUUGUUGCAAAGACCAGAACCCGCCCAGGGAUUCCGGUCAAUGCAAAAGGCUCGGAAGAUAUUCAUUCCUCGUUAUCACUACGAUUCGACUAUGAAGAUAUGAUAUAGCGCUAUAUCUAUAUCCUCAACGGAGGUCCAUUUCAUCACAAUUUGUUCCCAUAUUGACCAAAUUUCCAGACACAUCAUACAUGAUCGUUCAACCAUCAAAAGGCAUAGUUUCAAUCAAACAUCCACAUCGGCAUCCCAUAAAUAGGAGGAGUUUCUCGGCGCUGUCAAUUCUUCGCAGGAUUGCAAACGCCACUCAAACUCUUGUUUUUCUCGAAUUCGAGCUUUGUGUCUCGCGUUUCGAAGGCACAAAUUCACUCCGGGACGUAUGCUUGAUAACUAAUGGAGAUGACCGUUGGAAUCUUUACCUUUCGUCACCUCAUCGCAGUCUGGAGGUAUCGGCUGAAGAGUCAGGCAGCGUCUCUUUUGAAGGCCAAAGGAUCUCUUUGCUGGAGAGCCUUCCGUCCCUGAUGGAUGGUUAUGACCCGCUCGAGAAAUUGAGCUAAGCCGUUCCUGACGUUUGGAUACAGCAUCCACUUCAGCGUUAGGCUCUAAUCUUGGCGGGCGUUGUGGUGGAGGCUCGCGAGGAUUCCCCCAAACAGGCGGCACUGUUGGAUUUUGCCGCGUAUCAAGCUGUGAAAUGGAAUAAGCUCCUUGAAUUUUUGAAAAGGAGACUAGGUUUCCCUACCUCGUCUCGGACCACUACUCUGGUGGGAGGAUGUUCAUGGAUGAAGGGAGAAUAACGCGGGACAAAGGCGUCAUCGGGCUUGGUAGGUGUAGCCAAAUGGCUACCCGCGACCAUGUCAAUAAUGGUCAAGCCAAUGGCCCAUAGUACGGUGAAUCGAGGAAGCAUUUUCGCCUGGCUUGAGUGGUGCUUGGUAGAGGUAAUGUAGCUGCUUUCCUUGGAAUGGGUAAAUGUGGAACUCAGAGAACGCAAUGGCUCUGGCAGUCGAAGAAGUUUAUAAGAUAUAAGCGGUAAAACCGGAGAAUGGAAAUGAUUGUGACAAAGCGU
Molecule: messenger RNA, 3914 nt
Organism: Coccidioides posadasii C735 delta SOWgp
Lineage: Eukaryota; Fungi; Ascomycota; Eurotiomycetes; Onygenales; Onygenaceae
Source: RefSeq, a predicted model, not a curated record